AUGGUGUAUUAUUUUACAGCGCGUAUUAGCAAUGGUGAUGACGAUGGUUUAUCAGACAUGAUUACGCCUAGUGAGUCUACCUCACAUACAAUUUACAUGGGUAAAGACAAGUUUGAAAAUGAUCCAUUAAUCAAACACUCACAUCCCAAAAACAUUUGGUUUCAUGUAGACAACCAUUCUUCAGCUCAUUUAUACCUACAGCUAACUAAAGACCAAAUCAUGAAUUGGAAAUCCUUUGGUGAUUUCACCAUCAAUGAUGACUUGCUUACGCAUCUAGCACAACUUACAAAAGCCAAUUCCAUAAAAGCUAAUAAAUUAAACAACAUCACCAUUAUCUACACACCAGUGGAAAACUUGCACACUGAUGGAUCAAUGGAUACGGGUACUGUUACUUUUAAGAACCCCAAAUUGGUGAAACGAAUCAAGAUUGCUAAACGAGAUAAUGCCAUUGUAAAUAAAUUGACCAAAACCAAGACUGAACAAUCAACUCAAGAGUUUAUCAAGUCACAAGAGGAGUUGGCGAGACAGAUUGCUAAACAUAGGAAAUUACAAGAAGCAAAAGAGAAGGAAUUGAGUUUACAAUAUGCUCAACAGAAACAAACCAAUUCUGAUCCAUAUGCUGAUUUAUUCAAAAAGGAAGAGCUUGAAAAAAGUAGCAAUGAUAGGCGACAAGAAAAUUGGGAUGAAGAUGAUUUUUGGUAA
Molecule: messenger RNA, 702 nt
Organism: Lodderomyces parapsilosis
Lineage: Eukaryota; Fungi; Ascomycota; Pichiomycetes; Serinales; Debaryomycetaceae
Exons: 1
Coding region: 1-702 (233 amino acids)
Source: RefSeq, a predicted model, not a curated record